Fusarium keratoplasticum is the source of this 1164-nucleotide messenger RNA. RefSeq lists its product as uncharacterized. The record is from RefSeq and is a predicted model, not a curated record. Lineage: Eukaryota; Fungi; Ascomycota; Sordariomycetes; Hypocreales; Nectriaceae. The coding region runs from base 1 to 1164 and encodes 387 amino acids. The transcript is spliced from 4 exons.
AUGUCGUCUUCCGACAAGAUACAGGUGGAUAAAGAUAAGCUGAAAGAGAAAUUGGAGGAGAAGUUCGACUUGUCCCACUUUGACUUCAAUGCCAUAAUUCGGGGAGCUCAAUUGACCUUGGUGGGAGGCAAGUAUACAUCGCCGGAGAUCCGGCUCUUCCACACCCAUCGAGCACUUCAGAACCCAGCACUCUUCACCACCGAUCACUAUCGUCAAGCGGCCAUAGCUGUCGUCGCAGGGCUCGCAAUUCGGCUCGUCAUCGCUAUUCCGAUAAUUGGUAUCAAAGUGUUGAUAUGGUUCAUCUCGCUCUUCAUAUCCCUUGAUGCCGUGACGUGGGAUGACAAGCUUGUUGGCGGCCUCGACUUUGUUGCUCAAUAUGUCCUUCAAGUCCCCUUCUUUCUCAUGGCCCUCAUGCGCUAUGUGGUGCCGACUCUCGAUAACCUCUUCAUGCAGUCGCUACAGUGGGUGGAUAUGACCUAUGUCCGCAAGCACAAAAACGAUAACCCUUCUGAGCUUCGAGACAUGUACUAUCCCAAUCUCAAGGGGUAUAGGGCAUCUGAUGGAAGCACGCACUCAGAGAGUACAGCUCAAGCUGUUUCGAUGUUUCUCUAUCGAUUUCUCCGCAAGGGCGCGAUCUCCCUCGCCGUCUUCGCCCUUUCAUAUACCCCUGUCAUUGGUCGCUUCGUGCUACCCGCUGCCAGUUUCUACACCUUCAACAACGCAGUCGGUUUGGGCCCGGCAUCAGUCAUCUUCGGCACAGGCAUCUUCCUGCCUCGAAAGUACCUCGUGAUUUUCCUCCAGAGCUACUUCUCGUCAAGAAGUCUGAUGCGAGAGCUGCUUGAGCCCUAUUUUGCCCGAGUUCACUUCACCAAAGGACAGAAGCGAAACUGGUUCCGCAGCCGUGAAGGUGUUCUUUUCGGCUUUGGGUUCGGCUUCUACGUCCUGGUCAAGAUCCCCCUGGUUGGUGUGCUUGUCUAUGGCAUUGCCGAGGCCUCAACAGCCUACUUGAUCACCAAGAUUACCGAUCCUCCACCUCCUGCCCCGCAGAUGAAGGAGUACGCCGAAAGCCAACAGAACUGGACAAACAAGCAUGAGUUCCUCAAUUUAUCACUCGCCAACAUCGAUUCGGUUCCCAGGCGGGAGCUCCCCGAGAAGACCAACUGA